AUGGCUGAGGUUUCUGCCAAAAUACAGGAGAAACUACAAUUCCCAAAAAGCAACUCGGUGUCCUUUACACCCGGAAGCGCAACAUCAUCUCCCGGGCUGAAAACCUUUCGUCUGUUUAUAUUUUGGCUGGCCCCUCCGCUACCUGUUACCAUGCCUGCCCUGCUGGACAGACCCAAGCUGUCCAACGCGAUGGCCAGAGCCCUCCACAAGCACAUCAUGAGGGAGAGGGAGCGUAAGAGACAAGAGGAGGAAGAGGUGGAUAAAAUGAUGGAGCAGAAGAUGAAAGAGGAGGAAGAGAGGAAGAGGACAAAAGAAAUAGAGGAGAGGAUGUCUUUGGAGGAAACCAAGGAACAGGUAAUGAAGAUGGGGGAGAAACUUCAGGGACUCCAAGAAGAGAAACACCAGCUCUUCUUACAGCUCAAGAAAGUACUUCAUGAAGAGGAAAAGAGGCGCAGAAAGGAGCAGAGGUACGAUAUCACAACAUUGACAUCAGCCAGCUACCAGCCCAGCCUGCCCAUGCACUCAGGGCAGCACCUCCUCAGCAUUCAAGGCAGUCCAGUCAGCCACAGUCGACCUGGUGCGCUACUUGGAGAACGUAAUAAACAGCUGUUCCCAGCGUCUGUGAUUCCAGCACGUCACUAUCAGACGCCUGGUUUCAGCUCGGGCUCAGCAGAGCACGGACAGUUCAGCGGGAGCCAAGGGGUCCAUGAGCCCUACGGGGUGGCUCAGGCCCAGCAUCCCUCCACCUACGCCCCUGGACCAUCAGUACCUGUCAGUUUCGCAAGCAGCUCUCAGAUCAGAGGUGCGUCUGCGUUUCAGGCCAUGCAGUACCUCCCCCACCAGCAGGCUGGCUACCCCGUCCACGGUCACUUCACCUCCCAGCCUGGAUACAUUCCCGGAGCAGGAAUACCCCUCCAGAAGCAGCUGGAACAUGCCAACCAACAGUCUGGCUUUACUGAUGCAAUAUUCUCACAGGGUACUUUGAGGCCUAUGCAUCCACCAGCCAUGCAUCCUUCUGCUCCAGGGCUGCUGCCCACACCGUCGAUGGCGGUCCAGAUUCCCACCGCAAAGGCCCCAUUCCAGAGCUCUCCCCAGGGUGCUCCUCGCCACAGCUUCCUCCCCCACAGCCAGAGCGGGCAGAGGUUCUACCACCAUGGCAAGUAAUUCGUAGCCACUUUCAUCGUCACUGAGACGUCACAGCUUCACUCCAGAUUCUGGAAAACCUUUUGGACUAGUAAUGGAUCGACUUCCUCCAAAAAAAAAAAAAAGAAAGUAAUUUGGCUGAAUAAUGCCGCGUUCCUUGUGUUUUUAUUUUCUGUACAGUAUCUUUUCUUUUUUUUAAACUUUGAUAAUGAGUGAUCAGCAGUCCUCAUGCUUGUGUGCUUCUGUUAAAAUCCAACUUUGAGUUUUACAUCACUUCAAAUGUUAAUUUGUAAAAUAGAUUAUUUGACCUACACUGUAAAGCCGUUCUGGAGGUGCAUAAGUGCACUAAAAUGUUAAGAUCUUGUAUAAACCAAGACUGAAUGAAGCGGAGCUUGUUCUUUGUAUACUAACAUUCAUAAUUCCGGCAUCAGUGGAGUGUUCAGUUUCUCUGCAGUGACUUUGCUCACUAAAAAAUAGGGGGGAAAAAAACAAAUAGUCAGCAACACUUAAGUUGAAUUUGGAGUAUGUGGAAUAAAUCAACAUGUUUCCGCUAGUGUCACACGCACCCUGAUAAGCACUACUAAAACUGAAACACAUUGACUUAACUAAAAGAAUCUAUUUCACUGUGUUGUUGACUUCUGGUCGAUCACAUUCGACCGGUUAGGGUUGGUUACCAUUAAUUAAAUCAACAAGAUGACCAUUGUUCUAACAAAAUGAUGGAGGAUUUCCAGUGUUUUUUGUGUUGUCCUCUUCUACAGAAUAAAUGAAGUCUGAGUCUCUGCUGUUUUUAAAGCUUUUAUGUUGCUAAAUAAAAUGAGCAAACGCCACGUCCAA
Molecule: messenger RNA, 1977 nt
Organism: Perca fluviatilis (European perch)
Lineage: Eukaryota; Metazoa; Chordata; Actinopteri; Perciformes; Percidae
Gene: gps2
Product: G protein pathway suppressor 2
Exons: 11
Coding region: 1-1164 (387 amino acids)
Biological process (GO): regulation of transcription by RNA polymerase II
Cellular component (GO): transcription regulator complex
Molecular function (GO): transcription coregulator activity
Source: RefSeq, a predicted model, not a curated record